This is a messenger RNA of Drosophila arizonae, 1423 nucleotides long. It is a transcript of the gene Faa, whose product is annotated as fumarylacetoacetate hydrolase. NCBI's taxonomy places the organism in Eukaryota, Metazoa, Arthropoda, Insecta, Diptera, Drosophilidae. The record is from RefSeq and is a predicted model, not a curated record. Gene Ontology annotation, molecular function: fumarylacetoacetase activity. Gene Ontology annotation, biological process: L-phenylalanine catabolic process; L-tyrosine catabolic process; homogentisate catabolic process.
ACUCAGUUGUCAUCGUCACUCUGGCGUUAAGCACACUCUCCGUUGUGGCUGUCAUUUUAAUCAGUUUACUAAGCACACAUCUCUACGGAAGUUCUAAAUUCUUCAGUUAUAUAGUUGAUACUCAUCUCGACUUGGAUAAAAUGUCAGUCAGCUUCGUGCCAGUGCCAGCCGGCAGCGAUUUUCCCUUGGAAAAUUUACCAUAUGCUGUCUUCUCUACUAAGUCGAAUCCCGUCCAUCGGCUGUGCGUCGCAAUUGGUGAGCAUGUGCUGGAUCUAAAAGCUGUGUCGCAUUUGUUUGCAUCCCCGCUGCAGGCUGCUCUGCAGGCAGACACGCUGAACUUGUUGAUGAGCUUGGGUCAUGAGGCGUGGGAGGAAGUGAGGACUCAAACCCAGAAACUGUUGACCAAGGGUUCCGAAGUGGAGCAGAAUGUGGACUUAAGGAGCGCAGCUCUGAUACCUCAGUCGGAGAUUUCGCUGCAUUUGCCAGCUCAGAUUGGUGACUACACGGACUUCUACUCCUCCAUUCAUCAUGCCACCAAUGUGGGCAUAAUGUUCCGUGGUGCAGAUAAUGCUCUGAUGCCCAAUUGGCGUCAUUUACCAGUGGGUUAUCAUGGACGCGCCAGCUCUGUUGUUGUGUCGGGCACACCCAUUCGCCGACCCUUGGGACAGACGUUGCCCGACGGCGCUGACAAACCCAUCUUUGGAGCAUGCAAGCUUUUGGAUUUUGAGCUGGAAAUGGCAUUUUUCAUAGGCGGACCUGGCAACCCACUGGGCGAACCCAUCAAGGUGGACGAUGCCUGGCAGAAUGUCUUUGGAUUUACGUUAAUGAACGAUUGGAGUGCUCGUGAUAUACAGAAGUGGGAGUACGUGCCACUGGGCCCCUUUACGGCCAAGAAUCUGGGCACCACCAUAUCUCCCUGGGUGGUGACGACGGCAGCGCUGAAGCCAUUUUUGAUCGAUAACUUUCCACAGGAACCGGAAGUGCUGCCAUACCUAAGACAGAGUAUUCCAUUUAACUUUGACAUCAAUCUGGAAGUUUCCUUAAAACCUGCCAAUGACAGCGAGUCGCUCAUUAGCAAGUCCAACUUCAAGCACUUGUAUUGGACACCGCUGCAGCAGAUCGCUCACCACACGGUCACCGGCUGUAAUUUGCGGCCAGGUGAUUUAAUGGCAUCUGGAACGAUAAGCGGCGAGACACCCGACUCGUACGGCUCGCUAUUGGAGCUGUGCUGGCGUGGCACUAAAACCGUGAAGCUUCAAGGCGGCAAAACACGAAAAUUCCUGCAGGACUACGAUGAGGUCAUCAUUCGUGGGCACUGCGAGAAAGAUGGCCUGCGCAUUGGUUUUGGCAGUUGCGCUGGUCAAGUGCUGCCGGCUCCCCCAGUGGAACAAUGAAUUUGCAUACAUACAUACAUAUGUAAAUA